This is a messenger RNA of Marasmius oreades (fairy-ring Marasmius), 1250 nucleotides long. RefSeq lists its product as uncharacterized. The coding region runs from base 1 to 1149 and encodes 382 amino acids. NCBI's taxonomy places the organism in Eukaryota, Fungi, Basidiomycota, Agaricomycetes, Agaricales, Marasmiaceae. The transcript is spliced from 3 exons. The record is from RefSeq and is a predicted model, not a curated record.
AUGGUUAUGGCAACCAUAGCGUCUCUUCCCGUCGAACUCUUGUUCAUGGUGAUCGAAGAGGCCAAGUACCACAAAGGCCUCAAAACUUUACGAUGCGUCAAUAAGCUCUUGUGUGAGCUGGUGGAACCCAUCCUCUUCGAAACCGUCGUUUUUGAUUCCAAAUCGAAACUCGGAAGCAGUUUGGAGAUGUUGUGCGCAGUAUCGGAUUCGGAUAGCCAGCGGAGUAGGCCUAUCGGCUUAUAUGUCCAGUGCCUCAUCAUCCGUUGCUUUGGCCGAGUCUUUUCGGGUCCGAGGACAUUGUCUAGUAAUCGAGAAGACGAUUCGGACCUUCUUCGGAAGAUGAAACCGGACGAAAUACAACGGGAAUUUGACGAGAGGCUGUUAAAAGCGUUGGGUUCGCUCAAACGAUUGAAAUCUGUUCAAGUCUUCUCCGGUUUUGACUGUCUCUCCCCAUCUUCCCUCUGGUCUUCUCUUCUCACGCACCACAUCUCUCUAACUAGCCUAAUCGUCUGGGCUAAAACCGAAAAGUCCCUCUUGGAUUAUCUCAAUUCGUACUCCGGCAUUAAGGAGUUGAGGAUUCAUAGGGCAUGGGUAUCAUCAGAUACAACGGUUGACCGUGAACUGGCGGAGUACUUUGUGGAAACCGUGUUACCGAGACAUCAACAGACGCUUAGGGAUUUGACGGUCACUGCAGCAGAAGAGGGGCCGUGGGCGGCUGCAAGGUGGAAUUCUGAGCAGUACGAGGUGGGUGAGGAAUUGAGAAGUCUUGAGGUGAGCGUGAACUCGGAGGAAGUUGGUCCAGGGGCCGAGGAGGACGCUGUGACUUCAAUACUAUCCGUCGCCCACCGCCUCCGAAAUCUCCGAUGCGUAUCGUUCUGUACUGCUGACAGUAGACGGUGGGGAUCCUCGUGGGGGUGGCUUUCUCAACAACACGAGCCCCAUACUAUCGCGUUGAUAACUCAACGAGUGUUGAAUUUCGGUAUUCCGCAGGAUUCCCAACGCGAGUCACCAAACGUUGAAGUUGACGGACAGGUUUAUAAGCCAAAGCUUGGCGAGGAUGGCGAUUUCAGAUAUUCCCCGACGAUGUCUGAAGAAGAGGCGAAGAUUAGGAGAUGGAGGCAACAGAAGGCCCAAUUGUCAAUUUUGUGACGGGCUCUAAUCGAUGCUUAGCGGAUGGGAGAUGUGUAUUUGUACGAGUCUGUUCGCAAACGGCCAACGGGCGAUUAUGCCAAUAUACUUACACUUCCUGC